CGUAACACGGAGUCUGGCGUGUUGUCAUGGAGGGGCCGGCAGCGCAGCGCACAGAGCUCCCAGGGGAAGAGGAUGAUGAGGGACACGCGAGACCCUCUGUAAAGGAACUUCAGAGCCUCCUGGACAGCAGACGGACCUCGUUCCCCCAUCACGUUAACGAAGUGUGGCCCAACCUGUACUUAGGAGACCUUGUCAUCGCCAAUAACAGAUAUGAGUUAUGGAAGAUGGGCAUCACCCACGUUCUGAAUGCGGCUCACGGGGGCCGGUUUUCUGAAGGAAACUGCGACUUCUAUGGUUCCACCAUCACGUAUCACGGCGUCCCCGCGUGUGACGUUCCACACUUCGACAUGACCAAAUAUUUCCACUCCGCCUCAGAGUUCAUCCACAGGGCUCUAACCACCGAUGGAGCCAAGCUUCUGGUCCAUUGCGUGGUCGGCGUUAGCAGGUCCGCCACCCUGGUCUUGGCUUAUCUGAUGAUCCAUCACCACCUCUCCCUGAAGGGGGCCAUAAAAAAGGUACAGGAAAACCGAUGGAUUUCCCCGAAUCCGGGAUUUCUCCGACAGCUGCUUGACCUGGAUGAGGAACUACGUCGUACCCAGCGAAAUCCGGGACAGGGAAACGGGACUUAAGAGAUGAUGUCAGAGUCACAUUUUUCUCAACAUGAUGUAAUAAAGAGGUUUUCUAUCAACACA
Messenger RNA from Spea bombifrons (plains spadefoot toad), 692 nucleotides. RefSeq names its product dual specificity protein phosphatase 13-like. Gene Ontology annotation, biological process: protein dephosphorylation; negative regulation of MAPK cascade. Gene Ontology annotation, molecular function: MAP kinase phosphatase activity; protein tyrosine/serine/threonine phosphatase activity. The transcript is spliced from 3 exons. NCBI's taxonomy places the organism in Eukaryota, Metazoa, Chordata, Amphibia, Anura, Pelobatidae. The record is from RefSeq and is a predicted model, not a curated record. Bases 27 to 629 code for a protein of 200 amino acids. Gene Ontology annotation, cellular component: cytoplasm.